AAAAGACGAAAGAAAAGGGACAAUGAGCUGGACACACACACACACACUGUCUUCGGCUCAGUUACUAAGAGAACUCUUGAGGGGAGCAUUGUGCAGCUACUGAUCUCUCAGUGAAGGAACAGACGCAGCAUGCACACACUCUCUCUCCUCCUCAUCCUCCACCUUCUGAAGCCAGGCGUGUGUGAGUCCUGUUCCCUGGUGGUCAGUCCUGCUGGGCUGGUGGUGAAGUAUGGAGCCCCUGCUUCGGCCAACUGCACCUCCGAUACGGUCACCUCUAUGGGCUGGGAGCCGAGCCUAGGAGAAUCUCCGCUCUUUGGCACUGAGGUGAAAGAGCUGACUUGGAGAGUAGACAGCCUGACUGACUGGAAUAUAAAGCCUCAAUGCUUUGAGAUCUCUGAGGUGGGAGGCCAGUGUGCCAGAGUGCUGAAAGUUACUGUUUACAAGCUUCCAGACAGAGUCUCCAUCAGAUAUUUAAACCACUCUGGUCCCGUGGUUGAGGGGCAUCAGUACUCUCUGCAUUGUCUUGUCCAGAACACCGCUCCUAUUGAGCACCUCAGAGUGACCUUCUUCAAAGUCUCUACCAAUGGUGAACAGACAGUGUUAUACACACAACCACUGAACAAUGACAUUCUACAAUUGAACAAUGACAUGAGGCAACCGGUGAACGAGAGCUAUUCCCUGCAGUUCUCCCCACUAGUGUUGAUGACGGGGCCCAGUGGUUUUGUUCAGCCAUGUUGGAUCUGGGACCAGAGGGACCCCGACCUCCUGCUGUAAUGGAAUCAGACCGCCUCAACACAACUGUGCACUUCGCUCCUGAGUUCUCCUGUUCUGCCAAGCUGCAGGUGCGAGCAGGGGAGGGGCUAACUUGUGAUGUCAGAGGCAAUCCCCUCCCUUCGGUCACCUGGCUGAGAGACGGACAGGUACUGACCCCGCCCACACACCUGAGCAGAGAGGAUGCUGGGAAUUACACCCUCAUGGCUUUGAACCGUAUCGGAAGAGCCAAUCACACAGUGGAGGUGGAGGUCCUACAUGACCGUGCUGCUAGAGGAGCUUCCUGUCAGGCUGCUGGGAGUGCCACGGUGGCUGUGCUGCUCCACCAGCUCAUUCAUUGGCUAUAUUGAAUGAUUAUUUUAUUGAUUGAACGGUUGAGUUAUUCAUUGACCAAUCAGGACACCGAUCUCUGUGCUGGAGCUUUGUGAUUUGACAGUGAUCUGUGAGGGCAGUCUUCAAUAGAUCUGGAAUCAGAGUUAGUAGAAAACCCUUUUUGCCUAAAUGUGAAAUGAGCUGUUUUGAAAUGUGUUAUUUUGAAGUAGUGCUAUUGAACAGGUCUGUAAUUAAGCAAUAAGGCCCGAGGGGGUGUGGUAUAUGGCCAAUAUACCACGGCUAUGGGCUGUUCUUAUGCACGACACAACGGUAUAAAUGUUUAUUUCAAAAAUCCUAACCUUAAAUGUUUAUUACUAAUAAACUAUAUAAAUGUUUUGGCCUAAUCCUAACCCAGUCUCUAGCAACAGAUCUACCAUAACCCUAACCCUAAUCCUAACCCAGUCUCUAGCAACAGAUCUACCAUAAUCCUAACCCUAAUCCUAACCCUAAUCCUAAUGUGUUUGUUGUCUAUGUCUUUUGAGACGAAUAAAAGUUGACCCAUAAACUGUCA
Oncorhynchus tshawytscha (Chinook salmon) is the source of this 1654-nucleotide messenger RNA. Its product is annotated as fibroblast growth factor receptor-like 1. Gene Ontology annotation, molecular function: cell-cell adhesion mediator activity. The coding region runs from base 732 to 1121 and encodes 129 amino acids. Lineage: Eukaryota; Metazoa; Chordata; Actinopteri; Salmoniformes; Salmonidae. The transcript has 5 exons. Gene Ontology annotation, cellular component: axon; plasma membrane. The record is from RefSeq and is a predicted model, not a curated record. Gene Ontology annotation, biological process: axon guidance; homophilic cell-cell adhesion; dendrite self-avoidance.